UAUUUUUCAACUUGGCGAUCAAAUAAAAAAAAAUGUUUUAAUGCACGAUAUCUCACAAGCAAUUUUUGCAUUAAAAUCAUGAAGAAUUUUGCUAGUAAUAUUUUAAAUAUAUAAUGGGUUGUGUGUGUUGUUCUCUAAGUUCUUUUGUAUCGAUCGUGCUAGAUGCUCUCGAGAGAGUAUCACUAUGUACUGUUUGUGCUAUGCUCACUUGCUGCCUUAUGCUGACGUUGAUAACAGUGAUGGUUAUGGGAAUUGGAAUCGGGUUCCACUAUUGCUUUGUCCAAAAUUCAGUGGACGCAAUGGAAAAGGCUGCAGCCGCAGCAGGUGCUGUACGAUCAGGAAAUGCGAGAAAGUCUUUAGCAAGUGGGAAUGUUAUGCGUUCCGUCGAUAAAGCAGUGCAACGAGGUUUUGCCCACAGGCUGACUAGAAGGGAGGCCGACACACCGCCAUUGUCUAAUAACGAUACAAAUUCAUCGUACGCCUUAGAAACCAAUUUUACAAGAACAAAUGUAACCCAAUCCAUCGAUUUUACAAGUACGAAUGUGUCUUUGUCGGCAUUGUAAAGUUUUUUGGUGCGAAAA
Messenger RNA from Pieris rapae (cabbage white), 581 nucleotides. RefSeq lists its product as uncharacterized. The record is from RefSeq and is a predicted model, not a curated record. The transcript is spliced from 3 exons. NCBI's taxonomy places the organism in Eukaryota, Metazoa, Arthropoda, Insecta, Lepidoptera, Pieridae. The coding region runs from base 114 to 563 and encodes 149 amino acids.